This is a messenger RNA of Brenthis ino (lesser marbled fritillary), 1008 nucleotides long. NCBI's taxonomy places the organism in Eukaryota, Metazoa, Arthropoda, Insecta, Lepidoptera, Nymphalidae. The record is from the annotation of a GenBank genome assembly.
AUGGGUAACCAAAAUAGUUGCUGUUGUUACCGAAGUCCUUCGCCGAUCAGGAAGGAUAUUGUUAAACUCGAAGACUAUCUGCCUGAAGGAGAAGUAAGCUCCAAUAAUAUUCAACAUAUUAGCGAACGAGAACCUGAUGAUGGUGAUAUUGAUCCCUCUCAGGACCCAAUUGCAGGAACAAUUUUUAUGGAAAGGUCUAAAGCAUCAAUUGAAAAUGGAAUAACACGAAAACGAAGUCAACAUCAAAUAGCUGAUAAUAAAUUGAAGAAAAGCAGUUCCUGUUCUACUAUAUACUUAGAUGAUAGUACUGUAUCCCAGCCUAAUUUAAAAAAUACAGUGAAAUGUGUUGCACUUGCAAUAUAUUAUCAUAUUAAAAACAGAACAUCAGAACGAAGGUUGGACAUAUUUGAUGAAAAACUUCAUCCAUUAAGUAAAGAAGGAAUCAGUGAUGAUUAUGAUAAAUACAACCCUGAACAUAAGCAAAUAUAUAAGUUUGUAAGAACAUUAUUUAAUGCUGCUCAGUUAACAGCAGAGUGUGCUAUUAUUACUUUAGUAUACUUGGAAAGGCUUCUUAUAUGUGCAGAACUUGAUAUAGCACCUUCUAAUUGGAAAAGAAUUGUUUUAGGUGCAAUUUUACUUGCAAGCAAAGUUUGGGAUGAUCAAGCAGUCUGGAAUGUUGAUUACUGCCAAAUAUUAAAGGAUAUUACUGUGGAAGAUAUGAAUGAAUUAGAAAGGCAAUUUUUAGAAAUGCUACAAUUCAACAUAAAUGUUCCAUCUAGUGUGUAUGCUAAAUAUUACUUUGAUUUACGUACAUUAGCUGAAGCUAAUGAUUUGGCUUUCCCCAGUGAGCCGUUGAGCAAGGAAAGAGCACAAAAAUUAGAGGCAAUGUCAAGAGUAAUGGAGGAUAAAAUAUCUGCAGAAGUUGUUAAGAAUGGUAUAAAGAAAUGGUCUAGCUUAGACAAUGUCAAUUCUGGUGCAGGAGUAAGGCGUAGUGUGGCCAUAUUAUCU